GACACCCCGCCACCUGGCCAGGGGCCUGCAUAUAGGCGGCACACGCUAGCCUGAUACAGAAACCACGAAGGGACCCCUGCAAGGGUGGUGUAGCCGCGCUGGUCGCAGGAUAUGAGGGAGACAGGUGGGGUGAGGCCAUCCGGGAACAAGGCAGGUCAGGUCUGGGCACCUGAAGGAUCCACAGCUUUCAAGUGUCUAAUCUCAGCUCGGUUCUGCGCUGCCCUCUUGAGUAACAUCUCAGAUUGUGAUGAGACUUUUAACUACUGGGAACCGAUGCACUACCUCGUCUAUGGGAAAGGGUUCCAGACGUGGGAAUACUCUCCAGUCUAUGCCAUUCGCUCCUAUGCUUACCUGUGGCUUCAUGCCUUGCCAGCCUUAUUCCAUGUUAGAGUUCUACGGACAAAUAAGGUUCUCGUCUUUUAUUUCCUGCGAUGUCUCUUGGCCUUCUUGAGUUGCAUUUGUGAGCUUUACUUUUAUAAGGCCGUGUGUAAGAAAUUUGGGCUGCAUGUGAGCCGGCUGAUGUUGGCCUUCUUAGUUCUCAGCACUGGGAUGUUUUGCUCAGCUGCAGCCUUCCUCCCCAGCAGUUUCUGUAUGUACACCACAGUGGUUGCCAUGACGGGCUGGUAUAUGGAUAAGACCUCAAUAGCCGUGCUGGGCGUGGCAGCUGGAGCCAUCGUGGGUUGGCCUUUCAGUGCAGCUCUUGGGCUACCUAUUGCCGUUGACUUGCUGAUAAUAAAGCGGAGGUGGAGGAGCUUCGUGAACUGGUGUCUGGUGGCCCUGAUCCUAUUUUUGGUUCCCCUUGUGAUUGUUGACAGCUACUACUAUGGGAAGCUGGUAAUCACUCCUCUCAACAUUGUUUUAUACAAUGUCUUCACACCUCACGGACCCGAUCUUUACGGUACUGAGCCCUGGUCCUUCUAUUUUAUUAAUGGUUUCCUGAACUUCAAUGUGGCGUUUGCUUUGGCCCUGCUUGCCCUGCCGCUGACCUCCCUCAUGGAAUGUCUGCUACAGAAAUUUCAUGUCCAGAAUCUGGGUCGCCCAUAUUGGCUUACGCUAGCUCCUAUGUACAUCUGGAUCCUGAUUUUCUUCAGUCAACCCCACAAAGAGGAGAGGUUUCUGUUUCCCAUAUAUCCUCUCAUCUGUCUCUGUGGAGCUGUGGCUCUCUCUGCCCUGCAGAAAUGUUACCACUUCGCAUUCCAGCGUUACCGCUUGGAGCACUACACAGUCUCCUCCAACUGGCUGGCUCUGGGGACGGUUUUUCUCUUCGGACUCUUGUCACUCUCGCGUUCUGUGGCUUUAUUCAAAGGCUACCAUGGGCCUCUGGACCUGUAUCCAGAAUUUCAUAGGAUUGCCACUGAUCCGACUAUUCACACAGUGCCAGAGGGGAGGCCAGUUAAUGUCUGUGUGGGGAAGGAGUGGUACCGAUUUCCGAGCAGCUUUCUCCUGCCAGAUAAUUGGCAGCUCCAGUUCAUCCCAUCAGAGUUCAGGGGCCAGUUACCGAAACCGUUUGCCAAGGGACCCAUGGCCACACGGCGCAUUCCUGCAGACAUGAAUGACCAAAACAGGGAAGAGCCAUCCAGAUAUAUUGACAUUUCCAAAUGCCAUUACCUGGUGGAUUUAGAUCGAGCGAUUGAAACAUCAAGGGAGCCGAGAUACUCCGCCAACAAAGAAGAAUGGGUCAGCAUUGCCUACAAACCAUUCCUGGAUACUUCCAGGUCUUCAAAGCUGCUGCGUGCUUUUUAUGUCCCUUUCCUGUCCGAGCGGCAUACGUCGUAUGCAAACUACACCAUCCUUAAACCCCGGAAGUCAAAGCAAGCCAGGAAAAAACCAGGAGGUUAGCAACACACCUGCGGACCAAAAAGGAUCAACCAAUGUUGUUGGCCAGCUGCUUAAACCUUCCUAGAAAAAAAAAUGCUUGUAAGAUUCACUAAUAAAGGUUUCCCACCCAGUGAUUUCACACUGCAAGCCUCCAGCUGUAAAGAGUAUAUCAUCUGCUCUCAGUUCUGUUAGUCUCUGCUCUGCCUCUGCAGCUCAUUUCCAGAACGUAUUGGUAAGAAACAGUUUGAAAAUUCAGCAGCUGCCUACAAAUAUAUUAUCCCCGUUGCUCCCUGCAUUAUUAUUUAUUAGACUAGAGAAGAGCAAAACUAAAUAACAAGAAAUGACUAUGUUAGACUGUGCGCCAGGAUACUGCCUGGCACCAGGAAAAUUCAAAGCCUCUCUCUCAGUAUUCCUCAUCUGCUAAAUAGCUGCUUGCCUACUCCUAGGAACCAUUAUUUGCAGAUAGCAGCAUUUAAAAGAAACCCAAAAAACCAGCAGCACAGCAGAGACAAUGACUCUCUGAAAUGUUGAGAAUAUCAGCAAACAGGACAGUCCAUACCAUAGAGAAAAAUCCCUGGGAUCACCCUGUCCAGGAGAUACUUUCCAAGGAGAAACAUGCACUUUCAAACAAACUGUGAAUUUUGUUAGUUAUCUGUUUUAAUGGGAUGUUAUUUCAUUUGCGUUGAGUUCUGUUUUCCUUGUUACGAUCCUAGAUAUUGUGAAAACACAGGGGCUUUGUUUAAGUGUGUGUGUGUGUGU
Messenger RNA from Mauremys mutica (yellowpond turtle), 2577 nucleotides. RefSeq names its product ALG9 alpha-1,2-mannosyltransferase (gene ALG9). Lineage: Eukaryota; Metazoa; Chordata; Testudines; Geoemydidae. Gene Ontology annotation, cellular component: endoplasmic reticulum membrane. Gene Ontology annotation, biological process: protein N-linked glycosylation. Gene Ontology annotation, molecular function: alpha-1,2-mannosyltransferase activity. The transcript is spliced from 15 exons. Bases 112 to 1839 code for a protein of 575 amino acids. The record is from RefSeq and is a predicted model, not a curated record.